This is a messenger RNA of Branchiostoma floridae (Florida lancelet), 3051 nucleotides long. RefSeq names its product suppressor of tumorigenicity 14 protein homolog. Gene Ontology annotation, molecular function: serine-type endopeptidase activity. The transcript has 20 exons. NCBI's taxonomy places the organism in Eukaryota, Metazoa, Chordata, Leptocardii, Amphioxiformes, Branchiostomatidae. The record is from RefSeq and is a predicted model, not a curated record. Gene Ontology annotation, biological process: proteolysis; acrosome reaction. Bases 144 to 2942 code for a protein of 932 amino acids.
AAACCCUGCCCAAAAAUGUAUGAUCGCAAUAGACGCCAGGAUAGAAGAUAUACGUGAUAGCCGUAUAUGCAAAGGAUCAUAGCAGUUGUUGCAUGUUGGAGGACUUUCCGUCCUUCUAGCAAAAAGAGAGAGUCUUAUCCAAGAUGUUCGCGAUUGUGGCAUUUCUUGCGCUGAUCGUUUCAGCAAACGGACAGAAUUGUGGCGAGCCCCUUAGUGCGGCUUCGGGAAGCUUCGCGAGCCCGAACUACCCUGACCGUAAUUACCCCCACAACUCCAACUGCCAAUGGGACAUCGUGGUCGCGUCCGGGGCGAAAGUCUUACUGCAGUUUGACGACUUCGCGUUAGAGGGUCCGUCAGCUUUCCAGGGCGGAGCGUGUGUAGAUUACGUCGAAAUCUAUGACCUGUUCGCCCCCAACUUCUUUGUUGGGAAGUGGUGUGGGGAUGACAAACCGCCCAUCUACCUGUCCGCGUCCAACAGUCUGGUUGUCAGGUUCAAAUCAGACUGGAUCACAAAAGACCGCGGUUUUCAAGCGUCCUACAGUACAUUCGGCACUACUACACCCACCGCCACUACCACCGUGGACUGCGGCACUCCGGCUAUCAACCCUUCUCUAGCACGGGUGGUGGGGGGUACCACCGCUGUCGCCAACAGCUGGCCAUGGAUGGCAUCUCUGGCGAAGUACGGUGCGCAUGCGUGUGGCGGGUCCCUCAUCGCUCCCGGCUGGAUCCUGACGGCUGCGCACUGCUUCGACGGGGCUUCCUACACGUCACAGUGGACGGUCCGGCUCGGCAGCCACAACAGGGAGUCUACGGACGCGCACCAGCAGAACAUCGGCGUGCAGAGGAUUGUUGUUCACGAGGGCUACAACGGUGCGAGCAGCAGUGACAACGACAUCGCGCUGCUGAAACUCAACCGUGACGCAACCAUCAACAGUUACGUCAGCACUGCGUGCGUCGCACCAGGAGAGUUCCCCAGCCAGACAAGCUGCUACGUCACAGGAUGGGGCGACACAUUAGGUGUGAACUUCCAGAUUGUGAUGGCUGACCAGCUACAACAGGGCGAGGUGGAGAUUAUCGACAGGAGCACGUGCAACUUGGGUAACUGGUACGGAGGAGCCGUGACGUCCAACAUGCUGUGUGCGGGAUGGACCAUGGGGCAAACCGACGCCUGCCAGAACGACUCGGGCGGCCCGCUGGUGUGUAAGAGCGGCAGGAAGUGGUACCAGGCCGGGAUCGUCAGCUGGGGCCACGGCUGCGCUCAGCCCAACAAGCCCGGCGUCUACACUGACGUCAAUAAGUACCAGAGUUGGAUUCAAACCAAGAUGGCACAAUACCCUUGUCUGUCCGCACAAGAACCUCUCGCUACUAGUAUGUGGUACCUAGUUCUCCUCGUGGCCUUUCCGUCAGCACUUGGACAAGGGUGUGGUGGGUACCUGACUACCCCUACGGGCGAGUUCACCACUCCCAACUAUCCCGAAGAUUACCCGAACAGCACUCUCUGUAACUGGAACAUCCAGGUGCUAUCAGCUAGUCAUUUGUACCUGCAGUUCGAUUAUGUGCAGUUAGAAGAGGUAGGGGGCGUUUGUCGUGACCGAGUGGACGUCUGGGAUCUGGCUGCACCAAACCCCCUCUUAGCUCGUGUGUGCGGCGACACCCCACCAGGCCUCAUCACUACCACCAGCAGUUCCAUCUUCCUCAACUUCCAGUCAGACGAUUCCAUUUCUCAAAGGGGGUUCAAGGUCUCCUACACGUCAGAACGACUACCCAUGGGGGUGUCCUGGGACUGCUACACCGGUGACUCCAUUGACUACCGCGGGACUGUUCGUGUGACUGAGACUGGGAAGACAUGCCAGCGCUGGGACAGACAGACCCCCCACGUCCACAACUUCAGACCAGAUGUUCUUACCGAUAGAGGUCUUGAUGAGAACUUCUGCCGAAAACCAGACGGAAACAACACUUACUACUCCGACCAUAGGCCGUGGUGUUACACCACCAACCCAAGUGUACGCUGGGAAUACUGUGACAUCAUUCCCUGUGAGGACGGUGUUACACCUACCGUCCCUACGACAACCGUGUCCACCACGACAGUGUCCACCAUCCCUCCCACCCCCGACUACUGGACAGGUUCAACCUUGCCUCCGAACGCUAGUGAAUGUGGGGUUCCCUCCAUCCCUCCUGCAAUUGACACCACCGCCAGAAUUAUCGGCGGUAUGGACGCGCGUCCGGGGAGUUGGCCUUGGCAGGUUUCUCUUUGGCAGCGAGGCUACGAUUCUCACGUGUGCGGAGCGUCUCUGAUUGGUCGGCAAUGGGUGCUCACCGCGGCACACUGUGUGGAGAGGGCUCAGAACCCAUCUCAGUGGAGGGUCCGUGUGGGCAGCUACACGCGGGAGGUCACCGACCCCAAUCAAGAGGUGUAUGAGGUCAAACACGUCAUCAUGCACCCUCAGUACGACACGCAGUCUCUGGACAACGACAUCGCGCUGCUGCAGCUGAAUGAUCCCGUCACCAUCUCUGCGCAUGUGCAGCCCGUGUGCAUCUCAGCACAGCAGGUUCCCGAGGGUUACGAUUGCUACGUGACCGGAUGGGGGGACACCACAGGAUCGGGCAACGAUCUCGGUUACUUUCUACAACAAGCUCGGAUCCAGAUCAUCGACACGGUGACGUGUAACCAGUGGAACUGGUACAACAACGAGGUCACGGACAACAUGGUGUGUGCCGGGUACGAGGCUGGAGGGGUGGACGCCUGUCAGGGUGACUCUGGCGGGCCGAUGGUUUGCCAGAGUAAGGACGGAACGUGGUACCAGGCCGGGAUCGUGUCCUGGGGCCAUGGCUGCGCCCAGGCCAACAAGCCUGGCGUCUACACCAAGGUGGCUAAGUUCGUCCACUGGCUAGAUCAUACCAUGUCAGUUCAUGACAACGAUCACGCCAUCUUUGGUAAAUAGACACAAAUCAACCAAUGAUCGUAGACCUACGACAGAACAGCCGUAAGUAGUUUGCAAAUGUUACCUGCACGAGGUAUAGAUUGAAUUAAAUUUGUUGUUGAUUAAUUCU